AUCUUUGAAAACAAUGGACUGCGCUUUUGUGGAUCCACUUCACAGCCAGAUUACGAUGAGUUUGAAGUGCAGUUGGCCGGUAUUUUGAGAAAUUUAAGACCGUUUGCGCGACGUGUGGUUGACAGGCACAGUAUGUAGGCGGGGUAACAACACUGUGAUGUAAUGGCAUGAUUGCCUGAUGAACGUGGGCUUCCGUGGGGCAGACGUUGAGAUUUGAAGUUGGCUUGAUGUUGAUGUUUUUAUAGUUCUGAAUCCGCCUUGUGGUGGGGUGGGGGGCAUGAGCGCUGGUGGGGGUGGUGGUCAGCAGUCUACAGACACCAGGUCCAGCGGGUCAGCCGGGUCAGGGUCUACACCGGAGGAGGACAGGAUCAAGAAACUCUUCCAGACUUGUGAUGGAGAUGGGGAUGGAUAUAUCAGCAGACAAGAUCUGUUGAUGGUUUGCUGUCAGUUGAACAUGGAAGACUCAGUACAGGAGAUUAUGGAGCAGUUGGGCGCCGACGACAGAGGCCGCAUCUCGUAUGACGAAUUUGUCCACUGUCGCACUCAGCUGUUAGGGGAGAUAAACGACAUGCUGCCCAGACUGGAACAGCAGCCUGAACCAGAGGCUGGGUCCAGUCUACAUGCAACACACAUGCAGUCCUGGCCUACUGGCAGUGAUAACAGUCUGGGUUCUUGCGGGCCUGUACGCGAGGCGUGGGAGUAUGACUCCGGAGCUCGUGAUCUCAGCCCCGAGCCCAGCAACCUACACAAACUACUGGAGGCUGCCAGUUCCUCCGCAGCCAAUACUGGCGGUACAAAUUACCUGGAGCUGGCUAAUACGCUGCACUUGGCUGCCUUAGCUUCACUGAAGGGAGAGAUUUUGGAGCUGAGUACUAGGUUACAGUCUACCACGAGUGAGCGAGACACAUUGGAGAAGAAACUGGCCAAAGCUCAGUGCGAGCAUGUCCAGCUACUCCAGCAGCAUGAGGAUAAGUCAGACGCGCAGGCCGCACGGUACGAGGAGCGCAUUACUGAGCUACACGGUGUCAUAGCAGAGUUACGCAAAAAGUUAAGCAGAGAGCAAGAUGCCACAAUAAGAGAAGAGGAAGAAGAGGAAAACGUAUCUCAAGUGAGCCAAGAAGACAGUAGCAGUAGUGUCAGUGGCCGUUUUAAUUUCUCAAGAACUCUCCAAGACUCCAACACCAAGGGUGACGACCUGAGUGUCCAGUUACAGAAGGUCGUGAGCACUUUAGAGAGUACCAUCGAGGGACGGCGACUGCGAGAGAACAGUUCGCAAAGUUUCGCAGACGUGGAUAAACAAGUGGAGGAACUAACGUCGGCAAGCUGGCAAAUGGAAAAGAAUGCACAUGAGGCAGUAAAAGAAGUGGAGACCCUGAGGUUAGAGCUUGGUACACCACGUAAGGCGCAGUCUGCGCGGUCGUCCUGGGCCGUGGGAGACGGUAGUCUGGAGCAUCAGCUGUUGGACGUGAGACAAGAAGCAGACAGUCUGCGGGGAAGUCUGCACAGUAAGGAAGAGGAGCUGAACAAGAUCCGGGCAUCUCUGGGCUCUGUGAGAGAAGAAAGGGACCGGCUAAGGCGCAGGGUGCGGGAGUUACAGACCAGGUUACAGAGCGUCCAGGCGUCGGCCAGUCCUCCAGCCCACAGACCCUCCCCCUCCCCCAGCCCUGGGGACUCCUCCUCCACAGAACUGCCCAUCCCCAAGGUCGCUGAGCGGGUCCGACUCAAGUCCUCCAGGGCUGUCCUGGACAGACAUGUGCUGGGUACAGAGCUGACCUCUAUGGGGGUGGAGAAUGCGAAGGUGGCGGAACACCUGUCACAAUCAUUACAGGACUGCUCCAGCGUACAGGAGAUCUUCCAGUCGGUGUAUGCAGCGGGGAGUCCCAUGGCUGACAGCAGGGGCAGGGAGUUUGAGGUAGAGAUUGAGAGGCUAAACAGUCGUAUCGAACACCUGAAGUCACAGAAUGACCUCCUACAGCUGACCCUUGAGGAGAGUAAAGCCAAUGCAGACAGGUUCAGUAUGUUGUGUGGGAAAUAUGAGUCCAACAACACGGCUCUGCAGCUGGCCCUGUCAUACAGCGACCAGAUGCUAGAGGCCCUCGAGGUACAGCUGGCACUGAAGGAGACUGAACUGGGCUCUGUCCUGGCUUCAUGUAGAGCUGCAGGACUUGGGGCAUUUGGUGACGGUGACACAGAUCCAGAAGAAGCCACUGCGAUGUUGAAGCGAGCCCACGAUAAUCGCAAGGCUGCAGAAAAUGUGGCCAAGCAGCUGUUACAGAGGCUGGAUCGUAGCUGUGGUGCCAUGUGUGGGGUACAGGGGUGCACUGCACAGCCAUGGGAGGACCUGUCCUCUCACUCACAUACAAGCACGACCAGCUCCACUGCCAGCAGCUGUGACACAGACUUCAGUAAGGAGGACGAGUCUCGGCUCAAGGACUACAUCCAGCAGCUGAAGAACGACCGCGCGGCCGUGCGCCUGACCAUCAUGGAGCUGGAGUCUGUCCACAUCGACCCCGACCCGCUGACCAUGGAGCUGGUCAACCCCAGCGCCCAGCGGCUGGACCUGGAGAACGCUGUGCUCAUGCAGGAGCUGACCGCCAUGAAGGAGGAGAAGGCAGAGCUGAAAGCACAGUUGUAUCUCAUGGAGGAGGAGAAGGCUCUGGAGCUGAAGAUCACGUCUCGAGAUGCCCAGGAGCAGGCCUAGGUGCAGAUUGACCAUCUCCAGUCUGAAGUCAAGGAGCAUCAAAGGGUACAGGACAACCAGGGUGUCAGGGGCGGUACCCUGUGUACGGAAAGGUGCGGGAAGUUAACUAAGUGUAUAUUUCAGGUGGGCGUCCCAGCACACACAGCCACACCUAUUACGACGUUAGAAGAGCUGCGUGUUCACGUGGGGGGCGACACCGAGGUCUCACAAGCCUUGGCAGACGUGCUGCGCCGGGAAAAACGGCUCAAGGCGCGCAUCCAGGAACUGGUGACCACCUUGGAGACGGUGCAGCGUAACAACGAAACCAGGCAUCAGCAGUCGGCGGAGUUUGUUAACGACCUUAAAAGGGCAAACAGUGGUCUUGUUGCAGCUUAUGAAAAGGCAAAGAAAAAGCAUCAAAGUCGGCUGAAGAAACUGGAGUCCCAAAUGAUGGCCAUGGUUGACAGACACGAAACACAGGUGCGAAUGUUAACACAGAGGAUAGCACUCCUCGAGGAGGAGAAUUCUCGACCACAGACCAACGAAACCUCCUUGUAGCAGCAUUACAAAAAACAGAAGUGGAGGAAUUUUCAGUCCUCAACUGCUUAGAUGGCUUUGGUGAAUUUCCCCCAAGAGUUUCAAAUGCAUGAAGUGGGAGUUGGAUGACAUGUAGUUCAUCACCCUGACAGUAGGGGGAGCUGUUUUGAAUCUGACUCUACAUGACCACUAAGUUAAGCCACACCAUUUGAUCAUUUUCCUUUGAUACUUACUGUCACAUGUUUCCGAAUUUGGCAAGAGAAUGAACUGACUCCAAUCCCAAAGCAACUGAUGUCCAUGCCCCAUCUGUUGUUUUUGAUAACUGUCAGAUACGUUAAUGCAAUGAAUUAGUAAGUAAAAAUGCAGAUGCCAAUUGCAGUUGAUAAGAUGAUUUAUGACUGGACAACUUUGCAGUGUUACUGGGCUCUCUGCACCCAUUCAGGGUGGAGGCAUUUUUGUGUCUUAUUGAUCAGUUACUGUUUCAUGUUCUUCUCAUAGAACAACAGAUCACCUCAUUUUCCAAUAUGUAAUGAUAUAUUUGCUAUGUUAUGUAUAUUCUAAUGCUAAUUCUGAUUAUCAAUUUAAGCAGCAAUAUAUUUCUUAAGAGUCAGGAACUUUGCAGUAGGGAGGCUGCAUGUCUUUGUAUGGUGCUCAAUGAAAGAAGAAAGUUCUGUUGUCUUCCUUGGCUUCUCAAGCUGGCUAAUUGUCUUGAGUAGUAAUGUAUCAUAUACCCCAAUGUUGCAUGUGCAUGGUAUGUUUCAAGCAUGUUCUUCUCAGAUGCAACAGAAGUGAUUGCCAUAACUUCUGUAGUACAGGUUCGUUCUGUAGCUUUGUGAGUCAACAACUGUAAAUGCUGAAGACUUCAGUCAAACCCAGGGCCUCUGACUUGCACCAAACAACCGUGUCCUAUUAAGACAUUGUAAUUCUAUUUAGGAUGGAAGUGUGUCUGUGUGUUUACUACGAAACUUGGUCAAAUUUAGUGAGGUUCAUCCCAACAUCAAGAAGUUGCUAAAAUUUGGAGUUGUGGUAUCUUUGAGUUCAUGGUUGAUACUGUUACAAUGGAAAUGUGACAGCAAAAAUCUUGUACUUAAAAAACAUGACAUAUUUCAGGAAUUACAGUAGUUAAUGGUGCUUCCCUUCAGUCUCUACAAUGCUCACAAAAGUGCACAGUGCUGGGUGUGUCUUUAGGCCCACAUUCUACUAGAUGAUGAUUGCUGAGUGGCUCUCGAGCAACCAAAAUGGAUUUGUGUGAUGAAUGAUUUUGUAAUUGGUAUAUGAUGCACAAUGCAAAAUACUGACUUGAAAGACAACAAAACACAAAAACACAUUUUAAGAAUUGUUUUAAGAAAUUUGUUGAGCAAUCUGUCAAAUAUUUGGUCACUCAUUUUUGCUCAGUGGUUGCAGACUGGUGGAAAGUGGAUGUAAUUAGAAAGGCGGCUAUCACAAAGAGGUAUUUUACCAAGCAUGUAGAGAUUGUAAUAGGUAUUUCUUCAAGUACAUCUCAUUUUGUUAAGUUGAAGACAUUCAAUAACCACUAACGCAUGUACAUGUACGAUUCUAGUUUCACCUUCGAUUUUACCUUUGCAAUAUAACUAUUUCUCAAUUAUUUAUUCUCAGACAGGCGUAUACAUUAUAGCAUAGCCAUCUGAGAUAUCUUUUAGUUAUUUCACUUUAUCGUAUACCAACACGGGCAUUUACAUGUAUUUUUGAUGAAGAUCUUGUAUUGGGAUAUAUUUUUUGAUUCAAUGAAUUGUGGAAAAGGCUUUGCAGGAGUUGCAAGACUGACAAGGCAUGGCGGAUAUUGUGCAGUAUGUUUGUGCAGUUUUUACAUUUUAUGUAAACUUUAAGUAAAAUGCCAGGAAACUACA
Branchiostoma floridae (Florida lancelet) is the source of this 5085-nucleotide messenger RNA. Its product is annotated as colorectal mutant cancer protein-like. The record is from RefSeq and is a predicted model, not a curated record. Gene Ontology annotation, molecular function: calcium ion binding. Lineage: Eukaryota; Metazoa; Chordata; Leptocardii; Amphioxiformes; Branchiostomatidae.